Molecule: messenger RNA, 1339 nt
Organism: Elaeis guineensis (African oil palm)
Lineage: Eukaryota; Viridiplantae; Streptophyta; Magnoliopsida; Arecales; Arecaceae
Cellular component (GO): chloroplast
Source: RefSeq, a predicted model, not a curated record
GACGAAGAACGAUAAGUCGACUUACGUCUGGCUUCUUCCCGUCAUCCUGUUUUCUCCACUCCAAACCGCUCGCUCUCCCAAUCCACUCUCUAUCACCCACCGGAAAGGCCAUGGCCGGAGUUCUCACCUCCGCUCCACUUUUCGUUCUCCGGCCACUAAACUCGAGGACCAAAUCUACUCGGUGGGUGAAAGUCACCGCCGAGCUCCGCGAAACACCCUCCUCGUCUGCUUCUCUUUCCGUGAGCUCCGGUCAGGAAGAGGGGCAGAGGUUGGGAUCUUCGUCUCUGCCUGCGACAUUCUCACCUCCGCCUGGCUUCAAGCCUCCUCAGCCGAAGCGGUUCUCCGUCCGCCCGGACAAGUUUCUCGACAUCCUUUCUGCUUCUCUCGCCUUGCCUUUCCGCCUUGGCACUGGAGCUUUUGUUCUAGGAUAUUCUGCAUCCUUUGUUUCUGAGGAUAAAAUCUCAUCAAACGAGUAUGUAAUGAGUAUUGCAGGUUUGAAGUUGAAAGAGGCCUCAAAAUUAGGCCCCCGUCCUGAGAAACCUAUUGAGAUUUAUGAAUUUGAAAGCUGUCCAUUUUGUCGGAAGGUCAGGGAGAUUGUAAGCAUAUUAGAUCUUGAUGUUUUAUUCUAUCCUUGUCCGAGAAAUGGUCCAAACUUCCGCCCAAAAGUUUUACAGAUGGGUGGAAAACAGCAAUUCCCUUACCUGGUGGAUCCAAAUACAGGCGUUGCCAUGUACGAAUCAGAUGACAUUAUAAAAUAUCUGGUCAAAAAAUAUGGUGAUGGAACCACUCCUCUAAUGCUGUCACUUGGCCUUCUUACUACUUUGACUGCUGGUUUUGCAAUGAUUGGAAGAAUGGGGAGAGGUUCCAUGUAUACUCCUUCAAAACUCCCACCUGUACCCCUUGAAUUGUGGGCAUAUGAGGCUUCUCCCUUUUGCAAAAUUGUGCGUGAAGUUCUAGUUGAGUUGGAAUUGCCUCACUUACUUCACAGGUUGAUGAUUGAUCAAUAUGAUAUGAAUGCAGUAGAAGUUGCAAGAUUUGCGAAGAAGCACCGCUCGUGGCAGCCCGAAGCGGCAGAAGUUAUAUGAAGAAGCUGGACAUUUUCAGGUACCUUACCUAGACGAUCCUAACACUGGAGUAAAAAUGUUUGAAAGUGCAGAAAUCAUAGAUUAUUUGAGAGCAACUUAUGCUCUUUAAGAAGCUCAGGGCCAUGUUUAUUAUAUCUGUGUAUAUUUUUUCUUCUUUGGUAAAUUCAUUGCCGGUUACUAUCUUGUUAUGACUUUUUGAUGACUUAUUACUAAAAUGAUGCAUAAAAAUAGUUUAUAUUGUCUUUGUUACAUUA